Fusarium tjaetaba is the source of this 369-nucleotide messenger RNA. Its product is annotated as guanine nucleotide-binding alpha-2 subunit. The transcript has 2 exons. Bases 1 to 369 code for a protein of 122 amino acids. Gene Ontology annotation, cellular component: heterotrimeric G-protein complex. Lineage: Eukaryota; Fungi; Ascomycota; Sordariomycetes; Hypocreales; Nectriaceae. Gene Ontology annotation, biological process: G protein-coupled receptor signaling pathway. The record is from RefSeq and is a predicted model, not a curated record. Gene Ontology annotation, molecular function: G protein-coupled receptor binding; guanyl nucleotide binding; GTPase activity.
AUGUGCUUUGGAAGUCGGGACAAGGGCGAUCGCGGUCUCGCGCGAUCUCGUGAUAUCGACAAGCAGCUUCGCCAGGAUGAGAAGAGGCUGUCCAAGGAGGUCAAGCUCCUCUUGCUAGGUGCUGGAGAAUCUGGAAAGUCAACUGUACUCAAACAGAUGAAGCUUAUCUACUCUCAAGGCUUCAGCAAAAAUGAGAAGCUGGAAUGGAAGCCCGUCAUCUUUAGCAACAUUGUUCAGUCUUUCAAAGUUAUUGCCGAGGCAAUGAAUGAGCACGAUCUUCAAUUCGACAACCCCGACAACGAGGCAAGUCAAGUUCUUCCUCCCAGCUAUGACUGCCUAAGCUACGGUUCCGACGAGAAUUUUGAGUGA